UUCGUAAGUGUGGGCCUUUUUGCAAAGGCUUGUGUCGAAGCAAGAGGAUAUUGCUAUUCCCAUAUGAUAUCUCCAUCGUGGAACCAUAAGAAAGAGAGAGAGAGAGAGAGAGAGAGAGAGAGAGAGAGAGAGAGGAGGAGGAGGAGGAGGCCAGAGAAUCGAGGGAGAGAAUGGAUUCACACCAGGGGAAGAAGGUAUGAGCUCAGCCCCACCACAAGAUCAUGUCGCAUGCCUCUUUGGAGAAGAAUGGUUAAAUCUGCUGUUCAUCUUGAAAUAAGAUGAACAAACUUAAAUCAAAGAGAGAAGAUGAAGAUGGAGCCCAAAGACACCAAGCUCAUAUGCGUCAAGCUGUACAUCUCUGAAUCGCGCAACAGCUCAGCCCUCGACAUGAUCGAGCAAGCUUCCAAGAUUGACCCCGAGGCUGCGAUCGUGAACAAGUUCCAGGAUCGGAACUAUAACCGCGUCAGAUACACGCUCGUCUCCUACGUCGUGCAUGAUGCCGUCGCCGGGAUCACCUUCAGUCCCAUGCGGCGAACCUUGUUGGCCAUGGUGGAGGCAGCGUACGCUGCCAUCAACCUCGAAAUGCACUCCGGUGCUCACCCUCGGCUCGGCGUAGUCGACCACAUCUGCUUCCACCCCUUGGCUCAAGCCACAUUGGAAGAUGCAGCUAGAGUUGCUAAGUUGGUGGCCUCUGACAUCGGCAUUGGGCUCCAAGUUCCAGUAUUCCUAUAUGAAGCAGCCCAUCCAAAUGGCAAGGCCCUUGACGCCGUCAGGAGGGAACUGGGCUAUUACCGGCCGAACUUCAGGGGAAACCAGUGGGCCGGAUGGGCCCUGCCCGAGAUCCUGCCAGAAAAACCCGACGAGGGCCCGGUCCAUGUGACCCGGGCCAGGGGCAUCACAGUAAUUGGUGCAAGCCCAUGGGUUGACACCUACAAUGUGCCGGUCCAGUCCACCGACAUUCCAGCGAUCCGGCAAAUCGCCCGGAUGGUGAGCGGCCGGGGGGGCGGCCUUCCGACCGUCCAGGCACUUGCGCUUGUCCAUGGCGACGACCGCAUCGAGAUCGCAUGCAUGCUGUUGGAACCCAACCAGGUUGGGGCAGACCAGGUCCAGAGUCAGGUUGAGCAGAUUGCGGCCCAAGAGGGCCUGGAGGUAGAGAAAGGCUACUUCACAGAUUUCUCACAAGAUAUGAUCACAGAGAGAUACAUGAAACUAGUUUAUGGUGAGUGAAGGCAGUGUCAUGUGUUUCUUGUGUGAUAAACGUGAAAUGACUAUGAUUUCGACCUUUAAUUUCUGUAUGUUGUGAGCUUUGGACCUAAAUUUCUCCCUUUCAACUCCUACCCUGUAUGGGUUUGGGUUGUAUCUUUUGUGCGAAAGAAUGAUUGAUCUUCUUUCGUUGGAUCA
Molecule: messenger RNA, 1401 nt
Organism: Phoenix dactylifera (date palm)
Lineage: Eukaryota; Viridiplantae; Streptophyta; Magnoliopsida; Arecales; Arecaceae
Source: RefSeq, a predicted model, not a curated record